This is a messenger RNA of Aegilops tauschii subsp. strangulata, 4162 nucleotides long. RefSeq lists its product as uncharacterized. The record is from RefSeq and is a predicted model, not a curated record. Lineage: Eukaryota; Viridiplantae; Streptophyta; Magnoliopsida; Poales; Poaceae.
CUUCCUUUCACCCCUCCCUCCUUCCACCUCCCCCGGCCCCUACCCCUGUCCCCCCCUCUUCCCUCUCUCUCCAUCCCGCCGGAAUCUCGCCUCCGAUCCGGCGGCACGCCCGCCACCGCCACCGACACCGGCGAACCGCCCGCUCUGACCGGCGCCGGCCCGGGAGCGCUCCGGAGGGCGGGGGCCGUCCAUGGAGUCGAUCAUAGCGCGGGCGCUGGAGUACACGCUCAAGUACUGGCUCAAGUCCUUCACCCGCGACCAGUUCAAGCUCAACGGCCGCACCGCCGAGCUCUCCAACCUCGAUAUCAAUGGCGACGCGCUGCACGCCAGCCUGGGCCUGCCUCCGGCGCUCACCGUCGAACGCGCGCGGGUCGGGAAGCUCCAGAUCACGCUGCCAUCGGUAUCAAAUGUGCAAGUGGAGCCAAUUGUGGUCAACAUUGAUAAACUUGAUCUCGUGCUUGUAGAGAAGGACGAUUCAGAAAAUCUUUCCGGCCCUACCAGCAAUGCGUCAUCAACAGCACCAACUAAAAGCACCGGAUAUGGAUAUGCUGAUAAGAUUGCAGAUGGCAUGACUGUGCAAGUAGGUAUCGUGAACCUGCUAUUGGAAACACAUGGAGGUGCUCGCCGGCAAGGAGAUGCAACAUGGUCACCUCCGCUAGCUGCUAUCACAUUCCGUGAUCUCGUACUGUACACAACAAACGAAAAAUGGCAGGCUGUAAAUUUGAAAGAAGCAAGGGAUUUCUCCAACAGCACAGGAUUCAUUUAUGUUUUCAAGAAAUUGGAAUGGCGGUCACUGUCAGUUGAUCUUUUACCCCAUCCUGACAUGUUUGCUGAUGCACGAUUUAACUCUUCAAGCAGUCAAGAUAACAAACGAGAUGAUGAUGGUGCAAAGCGAAUGUUCUUUGGCGGCGAAAGGUUUUUGGAAGGAAUAUCAGGGGAGGCUAAUAUAACUCUGCAACGAACGGAGCAGAACAACCCACUUGGCCUGGAGGUUCAGCUGCAUGUUACUGAAGCUCUCUGUCCUGCUUUAAGUGAACCUGGUUUACGUGCAUUUCUUCGAUUCAUGACUGGGGUAUCUGCGUGCUUAAAUAGAGGAGAUUUGGAUCCAAAGUCUCAACAGCAUGCAGAAGCAGCAGGAUCUUCCUUGGUAUCCUUUAUUGUAGAUCACAUAUUCCUUUGCAUUAAAGAUGCUGAGUUUCAGCUUGAACUUCUAAUGCAAUCGCUGUUCUUCUCACGGGCUAGCAUUUCAGACGGGGAGAGUUCAAAAAACUUGUCUUGCAUAAAGGUUGCUGGGCUGUUUCUGAGGGACACAUUUUCUCGUCCUCCAUGCACAUUGAUACAACCAUCUAUGCAAGCUGUUCCACAAGAACCCUUGCCUAUCCCUGAUUUUGGUCAAAGUUUCUGUCCUCCGAUCUAUCCAUUUGGGAAUCAGUUCUUGGAAUUCGCUGCUGGAAUUCCUUUGUUUUCCCUUUAUUGUCUUCAGACCACUCCUUCUCCAUCACCUCCAAAGUUUGCUUCGAAAACAGUCAUCACAUGCCAGCCUCUUAUGGUGACCCUUCAGGAACAAUCCUGCUUAAGAAUUGCCUCAUUCUUAGCUGAUGGAGUUGUGCCUAAUCAUAGUGCCACAGUUGCUGAUUCCUCAAUUAACAGCCUGUCGUUUUCUCUCAAAGAGUUCGAUCUAUCUGUUCCGUUAGAUGCUGAAGAAAUUGCAAGGUGCAGUGGAACCAAGACCGCUUGCUCCCAGUCAUCAUUUUCAGGAGCAAGACUUCAUAUAGAGGACCUACACUUCUGCGAGUCACCAUCAGCAAACUGUUCGCUGCUAAACCUUGACAAAGAUCCAGCUUGCUUCCUUCUUUGGGAAUAUCAACCUGUUGAUGCCAGCCAGAGGAAGUGGGUUAGUAGAGCUUCUCAUCUAAGCCUCUCGCUUGAAACCUCUAGUACUUCAAAUGGACAGAGAGUAGUGAGGGAUCCCUCUCCAAAUGUGUUGAAAUGUAUUGAAUUAGAUGACAUUCGAUUUGAGGCAGCUAUGGUUACCGCAGAUGGUAGCCCUCUGUGUGAUUUGCCACCCCCAGAGGGGGUUGUGAGAAUUGGUGUUGCUUUCCAACAGUUCAUCUCCAACACUUCAGUUGAGCAGUUGUUUUUUGUCUUAGGCCUCUAUAGCUACUUUGGACAGGUUGGAGAACGAAUUUCAAAGGUUAGUAAAGGUAACAAGUCUGGCAAAGAUAGUGAGCCUUCAGUUGACAAUCUUCAGAAAAAACUUCCCAGUGAUACGGCUGUGAGCUUAACUAUGAAUAGUCUCCAGCUCAAUUUCUUGGAACAUUUUUCAGCGGGAGACGUACAUAUGCCCUUGGUUCAGUUUGGUGGAGAGGAUCUCUACCUGAAAGUUUCUCAUCGCACUCUAGGUGGUGCCUUUGCAGUCACAACUAACGUGAUGUGGAGAACUAUCUCAGUAAACUGUUUGGAAGGAGAAAGUGCUACAAUCCAUGAGAAUGGCACUGCCAUGACGGGUGAACAUAACGUUGUGGUAUGUGAAAAUGGGCAUCCCAAGAUGAGACCGGUGUUUUGGGUUGACCAUCGUAGCAAACACCAUGCUAAAGGUGCUCAAUUCAUUGACAUAAACAUCACUCAUGUAAUGCCUUAUGACAUGAGGGAUAUGGAGUGCCAUAGCUUGAAUGUAUCAUCGAAGGUAUCUGGUGUCCGUCUCGGAGGUGGACUGAGUUAUACCGAGUCUUUACUGCAUCGUUUCGGUAUUCUCGGGCCUGAUGGUGGUCCAGGGGAAGGCCUCUUGAGAGGCCUGAAGGAUUUAUCUUCUGGUCCACUCGGGAAACUGUUCACACCAUCUCACGUCACCGACAAGGAAGAAGCAAGAUCCGAAGACAAUGGCAGCAAUUCGAAGUUUGAUCUGGGGGUGCCAGAUGAUCUUGAUGUGUCAGUUGAGUUAAGAAACUGGUUGUUCGCACUUGAAGGGACAGAAGAAGUAGGAGAUUGGUCUUCCCCUCGUAGUGGUGAUCCUAUUAGUAGGGAAGACAAAUGUUGGCAUACAACAUUCAGGAAUCUGCACUUGUCAGGCAAAAGCAGUGACCGACCUAACUUGGGAGGUGCAGAGAAGGUGUUGAACAAGAAGGCAUUUCCAGUGGAGCGUUUCACGGCUGGAAUCGAAGGUUUACAGGCAAUUAAACCUCGCUUGAGAAAUCAAUUCGUUGGAAAUGGAAAAUUAAAUAAUAGUCAGUCAUGCAGUGGAUUGAACAAUUCAAGUGCUAUUGGUGACCAAGGUGUUGAUGUUGAAGCUACCAUGGUCAUUGGCGAAGAUGAUACUGGGGAUGCCAAGUGGAUGAUGGAUAAUGUAAAGUUUUCAGUUAAAGAACCGAUUGAGGCCGUGGCAAAAAGAGAAGAGCUGGAGCACCUUGCCACGAUUUGCAGAUCUGAAGCUGAUGCAAUGGGGAGGAUCACUGCUGGAAUUCUCCGUCUGCUUAAACUUGACAAGUCUCUUGGCCAGGGAACCAUAGAACAGCUGAGGAACCUAGGAAGUGGAGGCAUGGACAACAUUUUCUCGCCUAGCAGGCUCAGCAGGCAGAACAGUUUUGGCAGCGUAAGCACCCCGAGGACCCCCAGGACUCCAAUGUUUCAUACGACCUCAAAUGCGGCGUCGAAAGAGGCCCUGGAAGCUACAAUCGCUUCGCUACAGAGCGACAUCUCGGAAUCCAAGGCCAGAUGCGCGUCCCUAACCAGCACUGGAGACGAGAGCCGCGCGGAGGACAUCAGGCAGCUGACCGACAAGCUGGAGAGCAUGCAGUCCCUGGUGACGAGAAUGAGAACUUUGAUCUGAGCUGUAAAUGCGUCGUUUCCUUGGAGUGUACAGGCUGGGCAGUGGUACGAAAGGGGGGAGCGGCUAAUGCUGCGCUUUUUUGCGAAAUUAUUCUUUUGUUUGUGUACAUCUAUUACACGUUCCUUGGGGUAUAAAGGUGGAAGGGUGGAAUAAUAAAGGGUUUCCUGGAUUAUGUUUUGUAGCUGGAAGUCAGGGUGGGCAGCAGCAGCAGCAGAAAAUUUUGUAGCUGGAAGGAUGCAUAAAAUGUAGGGGUGUGAUCGAAGUAGUCGUUAGGAAGAACCGAACUGUUAUUUGUAUGUAUGAUGAUAUGCACAUAGUGUUUUGGCAAAUCUGAUA